AUGCCACCAAAGAAGAAGCAAAAGCUCGAAAGGCUCGAAAAACUUGACAAACCUACUUGCUUACAUACCUGCAACAAGACGUCCUUCACAAAGGCUUUCUUGCCUAAUGAGACCUACCGGCAGCGUCUUCUAGAUUACAUCGCCAUCAUCCAUCAACUCGCUGACCAUGCUUCCCACGCUCUCAAAUUCUACAUCCUAUAUGCACCAACCUUUCCCACGGUAAAUGAAGAUACAAUCGAAGCGAUUCUCUAUCUUCUCAACAAGGGGGAGGCUUGGCAUCCAAGAAAGGAAGCAAAGAAGGCAUGGCGGGAUUGUUUGCUGCCAUAUGUUCAACGGUACUGCCAAAUCAUCGGCUUUGUUCACCCAAAUCUACGAGGCGAGCAGCAAUCAGUCAAUUAUCUGACAGCGAGUAUGAUGACAAAUCUGAAGGUCAACGUCCAGGAACACUUCAUGACGAUGCUGCUCCGGUACAUCAAUCUGCGGCUCGAUGUGAAGGGACAGAAGCAGCGACUGCCACUGAAAAGCGAUGCGCGAAACGCUUUCUUUGCUCGUCUUCGCUACUUGAAGUCAAUUUUCCUUUUUGAUAUCGUGCCCGAGUCGCUUGAUGACUUGACUGCUGAAGAGAGUGAACUUCUAGAAGAGAUUUGGUCCCUUAACAUUCCCCUUUCUGACGACCAGCCACUCGCAUAUUCGGUUGCUGUAGACCCUCUCGCCUUCUUUCCUGCAUACUGCAAACUCUCUGGGCUGUAUGAACGACAUGGCUUCCAUCAGUUCAGCGCGAUACCUCUGCGUCGCUCGCUCAUCCAAAGCCAUGUGCGGAUCGACACCAUCAUCCUCUACUCUCACCUUCUUUGCAUCACACGACGAGAAGCGGAAACUGUCGAAAAGGUCGAUUUAUGGUUGCGCGUGUGCAACCUGCGGAACAAGGCUUUUCGGUCUCGCCGCGGUAUGCAGUUUGAAGGCUCGGUCACGACGGAUGGAACCUCGGUGUCUGUAUACCUAAAGCACCCAGAAGCUGACAAGUAUGGAAAGCGCAGCGGAGGGAAAAAGUCAGCAAACACGACGGAGGCAGAGGUUAAAGCACAAUAUGUGGAGAAAAACUUACCUGCUUGUCGAGCAGCAGAGAAUGUUGUUGUUAUCGACCCAAACAAGCGCGACAUUCUCUACUGCCAAGACAGCAAUGGUACAAUGUUCCGUUACACCGCCAACCAGCGAGCCGUGGAGACUGGAAGCCGUCGAUUUGCAAAAGAACGGCAGCAGAUGAAGAAGGAAGCGGGAAUGGACCUCAUAGAAUCACGUAUCCCUAGUCACAAGACAAUGAACCUCAUGGACUUCAUGCGCUAUCUCCUUGUUCGGCGCGCUGAUUGGGAUCGUCGCAAGGAAUUCUACUCCACCCUGCCCACACGCGAUGGAAAUGGCACUCCUUCAUCAAUCGGCAGCGAAGCGAAUCAGACCUCAUAUCCAACAUGCGCAACAAGUUUGGGAACUUUACCGUUGUGA
This is a messenger RNA of Spizellomyces punctatus DAOM BR117, 1500 nucleotides long. RefSeq lists its product as uncharacterized. The coding region runs from base 1 to 1500 and encodes 499 amino acids. The record is from RefSeq and is a predicted model, not a curated record. The transcript has a single exon. NCBI's taxonomy places the organism in Eukaryota, Fungi, Chytridiomycota, Chytridiomycetes, Spizellomycetales, Spizellomycetaceae.